UUGUUAUAUAUUUCCAAAAAAGUGCACAGUCUACAUUACUCGGCGAAACAAUGUGGUCGGAAACAACAUUCCCGGUUGGGGUUCUUCUACUUUGUUUAACGGCAGCAUCGCUAUGGGUUUAUCUCAAUUAUUUACACAAUUAUUGGAAACGCCACAAUCUUCCUCAAAUCGAGCCCUUGCCGUUGGUGGGAAAUUUGGGCAAAAUCCUUAGCAUGUCGGAACCAUCUGCCAAAGUGAUUGAAGAAUUUUAUCACCACCCAAAUGCAAAGGGAAAACCUUUCGUGGGAAUUUACGUUUUCUAUCGACCGGCCAUAUUACUGCGGGAACCGGAGCUUAUUAAACGUAUUUUGGUUAGAGAUUUUCCCAAAUUUAGCAAUCGUUUCUCGUGUUCGGACAUUGAAGGCGAUCCGUUGGGUUCACAAAAUUUGUUUAUGCUAAAAAAUCCGGCAUGGAAGGACAUUCGCUUUAAGUUGACGCCGUUUUUCACCAGUGGGAAAUUGAAACAAAUGUUUCCCUUGAUAGCUGAGGUUGGUGAAAAUCUUAACAAAUAUUUACUGAAGUCAUCUCCCUCGCCCGACAGUCUGGAGUUUGAAUUGGAAUUGAAAGAAUUCUGUGCCCUGUAUACCACCGAUGUUAUAGCCACGGUGGCCUUUGGUGUUCAGGCAAAUUCUUUCGAAAAUCCCAAUGGCCAGUUUAGGAGAAAUGGCCGAGAAAUCUUUCGUUUUAAUAAACGACGAGCCAUCAACUUUAGUGUUGUCUUCUUCCUACCACAUUUGGUUCCCUAUUUCGGGGCCAAAGUUGUGCCAGUUGAACAAACUGAAUUCUUGCGCUCCACAUUCAAUUAUGUCGUUGCCGAAAGAGAAAAAUCGGGAAAAAUACGUCACGAUCUAAUCGAUAUUUUGAUUGAAUUUAAAAAUAGUUCCAAAUGUGUUUCGUCUAAAAAUGGAAAUGUAAAAUUCGAUGGUGAUCUUCUGGUGGCUCAGGCAGCUAUUUUCUUUACGGCGGGCUUCGAAUCAUCCUCGGCUACAAUGUCUUUUGCUCUAUAUGAACUGGCAAGAAAUCCUGAAAUUCAAGAGCGAGUUAGAGAAGAAGUACGAACGGUAUUGAUGAACAGUGGCGGAAAACUGACAUUGCGCGAUAUUGAAUCGUUGGAGUAUAUGCAAAUGGUUAUAAGUGAAACUCUGAGGUUGUAUCCGCCAUUGCCAUUUUUGGAUCGAGAAUGUACCGUGGAGAAGGAUGAAAGUUAUUUGUUGGAACCAUUUAGCAGUUUUAGCAUACCAAAGGGCAUGCCCAUCUAUAUACCGGCAUAUGCUUUGCACAUGGAUCCAAAGUACUUUCCCGAUCCGCACACUUUUAACCCGGAAAGAUUUUCCUCCGAAAAUCGUAAAAAUAUAACACCAUAUAGCUAUAUGCCCUUUGGACUGGGGCCGCAUGCAUGUAUUGGAGAACGUUUUGCAUAUCUUCAAACCAAGGUGGGACUACUGCAGUUCCUGCGCAAUCAUCGUGUUACAUUGAGCCCAAAAAAUCCACAUCGAAUAAAAUUGGAUCCCAAGGCAUUGAUUCUACAAUCUGAAGGAGGUAUUGUAUUGAAUGUUCAACGAGAUCCGUUACAGUGUUGAAAAUUAGAAAAAAAAUAUAAUUAAUAAAAUA
This is a messenger RNA of Musca domestica (house fly), 1650 nucleotides long. RefSeq names its product probable cytochrome P450 6g2. Gene Ontology annotation, molecular function: heme binding; monooxygenase activity; iron ion binding. The transcript is spliced from 3 exons. Gene Ontology annotation, biological process: insecticide catabolic process; response to DDT. The coding region runs from base 51 to 1619 and encodes 522 amino acids. The record is from RefSeq and is a predicted model, not a curated record. NCBI's taxonomy places the organism in Eukaryota, Metazoa, Arthropoda, Insecta, Diptera, Muscidae.